Molecule: messenger RNA, 1593 nt
Organism: Penicillium malachiteum
Lineage: Eukaryota; Fungi; Ascomycota; Eurotiomycetes; Eurotiales; Aspergillaceae
Exons: 2
Coding region: 1-1593 (530 amino acids)
Source: RefSeq, a predicted model, not a curated record
AUGGCAGACACUCAAACAGUCCGAAUCAAUGCCUCUUCUCUGGAGGCUGAAAUCAUCGGAGAACUCGAUAAUGAUCAUAAUAUCGCUCUAUUCCGAGGUAUUCCAUAUGCCACGGUUACAAAGCGCUGGACUCACAGUGUGACUCGACACACACUCGAAAGCACCCAUGAUGCGACUCAAUUCGGCCCUCGGUGUAAUCAAGGAAAUGGUAUGGUCCUUGUCACUGGAGGCACGAAUGAUCCUACUCCAGGCGACGACGAAUUUCAAUGUUUAAACCUCAAUGUUGCCGUUCCUCAGGAGGCCCUCGAUACCAACUCUAAGCCCCUCCCUGUGAUGGUAUGGAUUCACGGAGGUGGUUUCGCAUACGGUGCAAACUCGGUUGCUCGCUAUCGCCCCCAGGCUUUCAUGAGUCAAGCCAAGAAGUCUAACACGCCCAUUAUCCUCGUGCAAAUGAACUAUCGACUCGGUCCUCUUGGCUUUUCCGCUUCUGAAGACUUGGCUACCGAAGCUGAGGCAAACGGCCAGCCAGUUGGGAACUAUGGAUUAAUCGAUCAGCGCAACGCAUUGGAAUGGGUUAAUAGUCACAUUGCGGAUUUCAGGGGAGACCCAAAUAAUAUCACGGUGUUUGGUGUCAGUGCUGGCAGUGCCAGUAUCCAUGCCCAUCUCCUUGCUGGUCACUCUUUAUUCGAUCGUGCUAUUAUGAUGUCUGGCGCUGCCCCAAGUCUGUUCCCCGUCCGUGCGGAGCUUUUCGAAAAGCAAUGGCAGGGAUUAUGUAACAGAUCUGGUGCUACCGGCUCUACCCCUGCUGCACGCUUAAAUUAUCUUCGCUGUCUGAAUGUCUCUGAUAUUCUGAAAAAUUCCAGUUCGGCGGUGAUGGGCCCUGCCGGUGAUGGCGUUUAUAUUCCGAAGACCUGGAAAUUCGAGGAUAACGUUUCCAACUCACGCUGCAAGUCUAUCAUCCUGGGUGAUACGAAUGUUGAAGCACUUAUAUUUGAUGGCUUGCUGCGACAACUGAGCCAGGAGAAGCUUCAUCAGUUAGUUGCGGAGAGAUUCGCAGGUAGCAAAGGUACGGAGCUGUGUCAUCAUUUCGGCUUUUCACAAGGACAGUCGGAUGAACAGUUCCGUGAUGCUUUCCGCCUUCUCCUAGGAACUCUCAUGUUCCAAUAUCCUAACAUCGCCAUCGCUGAAGCCUCCCGUCAGUCGGAUGCAUGGAAGAAUGAUGUUUUCCUGUACCACUGGGAAGAGCCAUCGCCUUUCCCAGGUCCAACUCAGGGAAUGUCUUAUCAUGGUCUUUGUGCUCUUCUUCUCCAUUUGAAUGAGCUGGAGAGCUGUCCUCCUCCUACGCAAAAAGUGUCAUUAGAAGCUGCCAGCUCUUGGGCUGCCUUUGCCCAUGGUCAGAAGCCGUGGGAGGCAUACUCGACCAGUGGUAAAUUCAUGCGGUUUGGACCAGAAGGGAAGACUGGAAUUUCCACUUUUGCGGAAGAUCACACAAGAGUGUAUGGAUUCCUUGAGUGGAUGAAAGAGAAUUAUGACGAGGUGAAACAGUUUGUUCGCGAAGACUUGAUGUACAGCUUGGAGAACGGUUCAUCGUAA